AUGGCAACGUUCAAAUCGAUAUGUGAAGACGCACUCAAGGAGAGAAAAGAAAAUAUCGGACUUGAGAGAGUUCUGGGUAGAGUAUUUGAUGAAUUGAUCACAGAAUUUAAGGCCAAGUUUAUUAAAAAAAUAUCCUUCCUUAUUCACGAAGCGAAGCAUAAUGACUCCACUUUGGAAAUUGCGCAAGGGGGGAUUCAAUAUAAACGGGGAAAAUAUGAAAUAAAGCAGAAGGAGUUAAAGGGAGGAAAAAGACACACAAAUGACACAUUGGGUAUUUACUUAAGCAGCUUCACAGAUUCAAAGAGGAAGAGUUUGUUCGAAAAAAUAAAGAAAGAGAUUGACGACCAAGAGGCGGACGAUGUCACCGAGGGGAGAAGCGCCAGGAACAGAUUAAUCACCAACGGAUUGACCACUUUAGGGGAGCGCAAGAUAUACGGCAUGAAUGAAAAAGUGAACCUGGAGGAUGAUGGGAAGAAAAGAGCAGACGAGGUGAGUGUGUUGGACAGAAAGGGUAGAACAGGAGGUAGCACACGAAAUGAGCUCUCCGAUAUGCAGAGUAAAGCCGGGAGUCGCAAGUCGGGCAAGAGUGCGCGCAGUAAGGACGCAGCUGGCGAUGGGGACGCGAAGGGGUUUGAGCAAUUUGGGAAAUUCGACAGAGUGGAGAAGAGGAAUAUGUCGGAGCAGCUGAGCACGUCAGACAUGUCCGAGAGGUCUCACAACACGCGCGCUUCACACAAGUCAAGGACAUCACGGGUGUCUGGUACUUCCCCUGCGUCAUGCACUUCUCGCACAUCGCGCACAUCGCGCAAGACGAAUCACCCCAAGGAAGAUCUUUGCACGCUGAACGGAGGGAGUAACAAAAAGGGGAAGGAUACCUACGAGAACAUCAUCAGCAAGUACACCAUUAAACGAUUAUUUUCUAAUAGACUGCACACAGACGAGAUGAGUGACACCCAUUGUGGCAUUGAUGAACACAGAGCAAACACACUUCGCAGUGCCCACAUUGACAAAGCGAGGAGAUACAUGCUCGAGCCAAAUGGCAGUGGUGCAAAGGGGGAAGCACAGUCAAGCAUAAGUAAUGAAUGGACGAAAGCGCAGGACAAGAAUUACAAAAUUGUGAAGAGAGAUUUUGACGAACGUUCGAAGAGGAGUGCCAAAUCGAAGGCAAACUCGUUAGGGUCGGAACAUGACCCACUUGACUUCCUCAUCGCAGCAGAGGAUAAUGAAAGGAAGAAGUUGCAGCAGAUGAGCGGGAGGUCACAUGGCAAUCGUAAUUUGCAGGACAAAGUGGAGAUGAAAUCGAACAAAGGGGACCCUACAAGCGUUGACAAAAGUGAGCAGUUAUUUUUUGAAGUCAUUAGGGGGAAAAGACGGAAGCAUCUCAAAGGCUUUGAAUGUGACGAUUGCAAAUCGUUUUAUGAAGAACUCUGUUCGGAUGGCUCCGAUGGAAGGAAAAAGUACAAACGAGGUGUGAAGCACCGACCGUGCAACAAGCAUGAGACUAGCAAACCUACCCUGAACGAACUUUUACUUAAAAAGGACAGAGGAAAGACAAGUGAAGGAGACAAUUACACAAGUCGCGUUAGCGAAUAUUUGAAUGGGAACUACACGAGUAGUACGCAGCCACAUACGGUUAAGUCAUUUGGCGAGAUGGCGCUGGUAAGCAGCUCAAGAUAUUUGAAGAGUCCUGAGGACAGUGUUGACAUGGAUUCUGGUAAGUACGCCGAAAACUGCAUUGACAAAUUUAUGAACAAGUUUGAAGUGAAGGCAGAGAAUGAUAAUAGCUUGGUGAAGAUGGACCAAGUGCAGGAGGAGGAGUUUUACGAAGUCGACGACGUGGAUGAUGCAGGGGAGGCGGAAGAGGCCGAAGAGAGACGGAAAGAAAAUAAGAAAAAAAAACUAAUUCAGUCUUUUUCGCGCCACAGGUAUCAUAGCAAAGUUAAUGAUUCGCCAAAAAAUUUCUGGAGCUUCGAUUUUUUUAAAUAA
This is a messenger RNA of Plasmodium fragile, 1986 nucleotides long. RefSeq lists its product as uncharacterized. Bases 1 to 1986 code for a protein of 661 amino acids. Gene Ontology annotation, biological process: double-strand break repair via homologous recombination; DNA double-strand break processing involved in repair via single-strand annealing. The record is from RefSeq and is a predicted model, not a curated record. Gene Ontology annotation, cellular component: site of double-strand break. Gene Ontology annotation, molecular function: flap-structured DNA binding; single-stranded DNA binding; double-stranded DNA binding. The transcript has a single exon. NCBI's taxonomy places the organism in Eukaryota, Apicomplexa, Aconoidasida, Haemosporida, Plasmodiidae.